CUUGAGCUCAGUUCGAAAUUCCCUCCAAACUUUCCAUUGCGCUCAUAACAAACACAUCUCUCGUUUCACCUCAGCUAUAACCCGACUUCCAAUCAACCCAGGACUGGAGGAAGGUCGACACGGGGCCUGAGCUGAGGGAAAAUGGCUGCCGUGAAUGAUCAUGAAGACGGACACUGGGAAGCUGCUAACGGCAAAUUCGAGGACGAUGAAUAUUCGCCUGAAAGAGCUUCAGGAUCCGAGAUGGACGAGCAGAGAAAACAAAACAUUGCCUAUCAAUACUUGUGUCAUCUUGAAGAAGCGAGAGUUUGGAUGGAGGCUUGUUUGAAAGAGGAACUACCAGAAACUACAAAUAUGGAGGAGGCCUUGCGCUGUGGGGUACACCUCGCGAAAUUGGGAAACUUUUUCAGCCCAAAAAUGGUUCCAGCUCGUAAGAUAUUCGACAAAGACUGUAAACAUUACACGUCCAAAGGCCUCCAUUUUCGUCACACAGACAACAUAAAUUACUUCUUCAAGGCAUGCGAUGAAGUAGGAUUACCACAGGUAUUCUACCCAGAGACCACGGAUAUUUAUGAUAAAAAGAAUAUGCCUAAACUCAUCUACUGCAUUCAUGCUCUCAGUUUGUUUCUGUUCAAGCUUGGCUUAGCGCCUCAGAUACAAGACCUCUAUGGGAAAGCAGAAUUCACAGAGGAGCAGAUCAGUGCUAUGCGUAAAGAGCUUGAGAAAUAUGGCCUACAGAUGCCAGCGUUUAGUAAAAUUGGUGGCAUUCUGGAAAGUGAGCUUCCUGUAGAUGAAGCAGCGUUGCAUGCUGCUGUGAUUGCCAUCAAUGAGGCUAUCGAUCAUCAAGACAUUGCUGGUACUAUGGAAGCUCUGCAGAACCCAAAUGCCCAUCUUGUCGACCUAGAUAGAGACAACUCUGAUGAGUACCAAGUUGCGUUGUACGAUGCCAAGUCAACCAAGUCUGCACAAGCUCAAGUAAAGUCUCCAGGCAGUAAAGGUGAAGAAGACAUCUAUGACAGACUGCUGACCCAGGCAGAGAUUCAGGGAAAUGUCAACAAGGUCAACGACAGUGUGAGAAAGAGGAGAGCUGAAGCUGCAUUGGAGGAAGCUGUGUUCAGCAUCAACAAAGCUUUGGCUGAUGAGGAUCAAGAUGCAUUGCGUAAAGGCCUAAUGAAUAAAUCCUCACGACUCAAAGAGGUGGAUACAAAUCACAUGCACUGGUACAUGCAAGCAUUACUGGAGCAAAGAAACUUUAAGCUUGAGGCUUCAGGGAAUGGGGAUCUGACUCAUAGUGAGAUACAAACGGUGGUGGCCGCAGCCAACACUCAGGCUGAAGCAUACCAGCAGAUGCAAUCUGUUGUGAAGUCCAUUAAUGCAAACCUAGACACUGAUAAUUGUGAUGAGACACACAUGCUUCUGCGGAGACCCGAGACCAUGCUACCUGAAGUAGCUAACAGAAGUGCUUUUCUCUACCAUGACUGCCUUGCCAAAACAAAGCAGGCAAAUGGCCAGGAUCUCACCUUUGAUGAGAUUUCAGAGCAGAUUAAAGUUCUUACCAUCACUGCCGCCAUUAAUGCCGCCAUUGAGAAAAGAGACACUGACGAACUUAUCUACGAGAUGCUGCGCCCACAGUCCCAGCUAUCAGCAGUCGACGAGACAUUGGCUGGCCGCUAUUUGGACCAUUUCGUGUCUGUGAAGCAAGAAAAAGCGCAGGACUGUGGUGUCGGCCGUGACGAUCUGACGACCAUCGAGCUACAGCUCUGUAUCGAAUACGUGAACACAGUCAUACAGGAAGAGAACGAGCUAAUCGCCGCCAUCUCCGCCAUCAAUGAGGCUAUCGACACUGGUGACUCAGCCAACACGAUCCACACCCUGUCACUGGAUGAAGCCAAACUGUCAGGUGUCGACGAGUCGAAUGCUGACCUUUAUCAGGCAGUGCUUCACGCUGGCAAGGUCGCCAAGGCAGAGAAAACUGGCGAGGACUCAGCUGAACUUUGGCACGGUGAGAUACAAACAUGUUUGGACCAGUCCAAUAAGCACGCGGGCGACACGCAUCAGCUUGUCGAGGGACUGGUUGCUAUCAACCACUCCAUAGACAACGGGGACGAGGAAGAGCUGCUAUCCGCCCUAGGGGACCCUGCGGCGUCUAUACGCAGCGUCACGCCAGACUGCGCCAACGCCUAUGUCAAGUCGUUACAGAAAGCUAAAAAGGCCAAGAAAGAUGCAGGUAACACGUCACCCUGGCUGGCCCACAGAACCAAUCACGGCCUCGUGUUUUUCUACAACAGUCAGUCUGGAGACACGUGUUGGGUCACGCCCCCCGAUUACCAGGACAACUCGGCACUGCUUACACGCGAGGAGAUCCAGCAAGUGGUGGACCGCGUUACCGGGGAUUAUGAUCACAUGGUCUACCUUCAGUCAAACGAGCCAAUGAUCGUUAAGCUGCAGUCGCACUGGAAGGGUUACCUGGCGCGUAGGGCGUACAAAGACAGGCAGACUUUUAUUAAGGAACAACUUCCCGCCAUUCUAAGAAUACAGGCAAACAUAAGGGGAUUUUUACAGCGAGUGAAAUAUCGACGACGAUUGGCGGAGUUGAAAAGUUCUGAAAAUGACGUCAUCAAGAUCCAGUCAUGGAUGCGCAUGUGCCUUGCCCGCAAGAAAUACCUACAGCGUGAGAAAUACUUCAAAGAGCAUCAAGCAGCGAUCAUCAAGAUCCAGGCGUGGGUGCGUGCGAACGUGGCGCACAACGACUACAAAAAACUCAUUACGAUGCAGGACCCGCCUGUCAAGACGGUUUGCAAGUUUCUCCAUCUUCUACAGCACAGCGAUGCAGACUUUGAAGAAGAACUCGAGCUUCAAAAGCUGCGUGCCCAAGUCGUCACAGAUAUAAGAUCCAAUCAGCAGCUAGAGAACGACUUAAACCUGAUGGACAUCAAGAUCGGGCUGCUGGUCAAAAACAGGAUCACAUUACAAGAUGUCAUUCACCAUAACAAGAAGCUGAAGCGGGAGAAGCAGGAUAUGGCGAGUGCCGUGCAGAGAACCAAGGGCAUUCGGUCACUCAGCAAGGAGAGCAGAGAAAAGCUUGAGGCCUAUCAGAACCUCUUUUACCUACUGCAGACCAACCCAACCUACCUGGCCAAGUUGAUCUUCGCCAUGCCUCAGAGCAGGACUACCAAGUUCAUGGAAUCUGUCGUUCUCACCUUGUACAAUUAUGCGUCAAACGCUCGUGAGGAAUACCUUCUACUAAAGCUCUUCGAGACAGCCCUCCGGGAAGAGAUCUAUUCUAAAGUUGAUCAACUACAAGAGAUUAUCACAGGCAACCCGACCGUUAUCCGUAUGGUGGUUCACUUUAACAGAGGUGCACGUGGUCAGAGCUCCUUACGAGAGUUGUUAGAACCUCUUGUGAAUGACGUACUGAAUGAACGAAACCUUAACAUCAACACCAACCCCUUAGACGUGUACAAGGGCUGGGUCAAUCAAAUGGAGUCCGAGACCGGACAGACGAGUAAACUCCCGUACGAUGUCGACCCUGAGCAAGCCCUGAGUCACCCCGAGGUCCGUGAGAAGAUCGCCAUGUCCAUGAGGAAUCUCAUACAGGCCACCGACAAAUUCCUCAACUCAAUCGUGCAGUCUGUGGAAAAAAUACCUUACGGGAUGCGUUACGUUGCUAUGACUUUACGGCUGGCGUUAACUGAGAAGUUCCCCAACCUUUCAGAGGAAGAAAUAAUCAAGGUCGUUGGUAAUUUGGUGUACUACCGGUACAUGAAUCCCGCCAUCGUCGCUCCUGAUGCUUUUGACAUUGUAUCCAUCAGCGUGGAGCGGGGCCUGCAACCCGAACAGCGGCGAAACCUGGGAACGAUAGCUAAACUGCUGCAAUUUGCAGCUUCAAAUAAAAUGUAUGCUGACGAGAAUGCACAUCUUAGUGAGUUGAACGGUUACAUCGCAGAGGCUCAUAAGAAAUUCAAGAAGUUUUUCCUUGACGUAUCCACUGUUGAAGACCCCGAAUCUCGUUUUAACAUCGAUGAAUACACGGAUGUGGUUCUGCUCACCAAACCAAUCAUUUACAUCUCCGUACAAGAGAUUUGCGACACACACACGCUACUUCUCGAGCACAGGGAGGAAAUCGCCCCUGAUCCCAAUGAUCCUUUACAUGAGUUGCUGGAUGAUCUGGGGGAUGCGCCCAAUGUAGCGGAUCUUAUUGGCGCUCAAGCAGACAGUGCCGAGGAACAAGCACAACAAGUGGCCAGCAUUUCGAAGACCGAGAUCUCGCUCACGCUAACCAACAAGUUCGAAGUUCCUGACGAUGAUGACUCGGAUAUGAGAGCUCUAUUCGUAAGGACGAAGCGUAUGAUCGUAGAAGUUCUCCUGGUGCAGCAUGGAGAUAAUUUGACAGAAAUACUCGAGACGCCGGCGACCGAGGAACAGGAAAACCACCACUCAGCGAUAAUCAAGGAACGGGAAAAGAAAGAGAAGGAGAAAAGAAAAGAUCAUCAAGUGCGGAGAUCUGCGUCGAUUUACGGAGACCACAAGCUUCCUCUUGAAGGUCUGAAGCGUAAAAUCAUCCGUAAUCUGCGAAUGCUUGAGAGUCAAGGACUUGUGACAAUAAAGAACGAUUAUCAAGACAUCGUCAAUGCCAUAGCAAAGGAUAUCCGUAAUCAGAGGCGGUACAGACAGAGAAGAAGACAAGAGCGCAAGAAACUCAACCAGACUCUGGACAGCCUGCAGACGAAGACUCACUUUUACGAAGAGCAGAUCGAUUACUACAAUCAGUACAUAAGGGUGUGCCUCGAUAACUUGUCCAAGAAGGGAAAAAAGCCUUCGGGUCGAGGCUUGAGACAGAAAAAAUCCAAAGAAGAAGUGUUCAAAGGGGACCUGAAAUACAGCGCGCAGAAGCUCUACGAGAAAGGCGUUAUCUUGGAGAUUGAGGGACUUCCGCCAGCACAGUUCAAAAACGUUCAAUUUGAGAUCAAAUCGGGCGAUGACGUGGGAUCCUUCGAAGUGUCUGCCAAAUUCAUGGGCGUGGCAAUGGAAAAAGUCGAGCUCGUCUUUCAGGACCUUUUGCAGCUUCAGUACGAGGGUGUCGCGGUGAUGAAGAUGUUCGGCCGCGCGAAAAUCAACGUCAACUUACUCAUCUUCCUCAUCAACAAGAAAUUCUACGGCAAGUAGAGCCCACGAUGUGAGACGGCUGACUCGGACAUGCGCAGAGAACUGCUCACCCAGAAGGCUUCAAGGGUAGUUGAAAGUAAACACAGCUCUUAACUUCGUCACCAGGAUCUUCAGAGUAAUUUUCAAUAUAGCGUCUAGCUCACCCGGGGAGAUGAGGCUGGUUUGCCUCAGGAGUCACCUCGGGAAUUUGCUGUUCACUGAACGUUCUAGAUAUAGAAACAAACAUAAAAUGUCCUGAUCUUAUGCUAAGCAUAGUCAAGCUAGACAUGACGUACAUUGUAUGUCACGUCAUUUAUAGAUUUAUAGAUGUGUUAUCGUGUCGUGCUGUGAAUGUUAAUGGUAAAUAUAGGGUAAUUAUGCCAUCUGUGACGUCCUCAAUCAAAAUUACUUCUAUAAACUAAAAUUAUUUAUACAAGGGUAACAUGUGCACAUGUCUGACCUAGAGAGCCUGGUAAUUAAUGCAGUGUCAUUUACAGUACAGAAUCUGUCCGGGGUGGUCUAGUGACUAGCUACCAGGCUAUUAGGUCAGUUGACAGAAGAUAACUACCCAAGGUAAAUAUCAAAUAGAAAUAAAUUUAGUAAUAAAUCUUUUUAACAUAAA
Messenger RNA from Nematostella vectensis (starlet sea anemone), 5764 nucleotides. Its product is annotated as ras GTPase-activating-like protein IQGAP1. The record is from RefSeq and is a predicted model, not a curated record. Gene Ontology annotation, biological process: regulation of actin cytoskeleton organization; regulation of GTPase activity. Gene Ontology annotation, molecular function: calmodulin binding; actin filament binding; GTPase activator activity. The transcript has 43 exons. Gene Ontology annotation, cellular component: cytoplasm. NCBI's taxonomy places the organism in Eukaryota, Metazoa, Cnidaria, Anthozoa, Actiniaria, Edwardsiidae. The coding region runs from base 142 to 5163 and encodes 1673 amino acids.